Volvox carteri f. nagariensis is the source of this 887-nucleotide messenger RNA. RefSeq lists its product as uncharacterized. The transcript has 4 exons. Lineage: Eukaryota; Viridiplantae; Chlorophyta; Chlorophyceae; Chlamydomonadales; Volvocaceae. The coding region runs from base 1 to 459 and encodes 152 amino acids. The record is from RefSeq and is a predicted model, not a curated record.
AUGGCCUCAAACUCGCUUCCUCUUGUGGUAGCGAGAUUUCUGCUCGCUUGCCCGUUUCUUGUCGCGAGCAUGACCACGUUCGCACUGCUAAAGGAUAAAGUGACCGCGAGUUACGCUAUAGAGCAGAACCGUGCUGUCAUUAACACUCUUGGGGAGCUCGGAAAGCAGGUGCCGCAGGACAAGCUUGCUGUGUUCCUGGCGGUUACACAAGGGUUGGGCGGCUUCCUUAUGGUAUUCAACCACAAGUUUGGAGGCAUCCUCCUGGUCAUGUAUCUCCUGCCAAUGACCCUGCUGACACACCAAUUUUGGAGAGAAGAGGAAUACGGCAGCGUGCAGGAGCAGCUAGACGUGCUCGUGAGAUUUUUGGAGGACGCGGCCAUCUUGGGCGGUCUCCUCAUGUUUAUAACGACAACAGACGGGGUCCCCCUCAAGGUGAAACGCAAGCCGCAUCUAGACUAAUAGUCUCCAUCUAAUAAUCCUGAGCAGCCAUCGCGCCCUUGGUUCCGAGAGGUUGAGAGAUUGUUGUGUGCGGCUCUGUCGAGCCAAUGCGACCUAGGUCGGCCUAAGUAAAGGUAAAGUCGGCCUGGCCAAAUCCCACACAGUCCCACCUAGGAAGUGUCCUUACGCAGAUCGUUAGCAGCAGGGUACUCACGCCUACCUCCCGUAGACACACCACGGAUGGUCUCCCCCAUCGAUUCCCGCCAAGACUGCUAUGAAUUCCAGUGUAUAGCCCCCGCUGUUUCAAUCGAUGAGUUUUAAAUGAAUCUAAUCGCGUUUUCAUCGAGUAUUGAGACACCGAGGGACACUGAAUGCUGCAUGCCUCAAUCGAUUCAUUCACGAAUGCUGCAAUGACUCUAUCAAUUGUUACUGUAACACUGAGAGAAACG